Molecule: messenger RNA, 1819 nt
Organism: Trifolium pratense (red clover)
Lineage: Eukaryota; Viridiplantae; Streptophyta; Magnoliopsida; Fabales; Fabaceae
Product: serine carboxypeptidase-like 2
Exons: 12
Coding region: 126-1565 (479 amino acids)
Biological process (GO): secondary metabolic process; proteolysis
Molecular function (GO): acyltransferase activity, transferring groups other than amino-acyl groups; serine-type carboxypeptidase activity
Source: RefSeq, a predicted model, not a curated record
ACCAUGGACCCUUUGAUUUGAUUUGAUUUGAGAAAAGGUACUUUCAGUACUGUUGCGUUCAAUUUAGUGAACACCAUGGAACUGCAACUCAGCAAAGUGAGAUCUGGUUCAUUUUCCAAGCUAAAAUGGCAAGGCUUAGUUCUCAUCACAAUGGCAAUAGCAAUACCAUACUAUUUGUCUUCCCGUUCCUAGUAUUAUUACAGACACACUUUGUAUCUGCAACAUCUGAAUCAAAUAUUGUGAAGUUCCUUCCUGGUUUUCAAGGACCUCUUCCUUUUCUACUAGAAACUGGAUACAUUGAAGUAAGUGAAACUGAAGCAGAUGAGAAUGCAGAAGUGUUUUACUAUUUUAUAGAAUCUGAGAACAAUCCUAAACAAGAUCCUCUCUUGCUUUGGCUUACUGGUGGUCCUGGUUGCUCUGCUUUCUCUGGCCUUGUCUUUGAAAUAGGACCACUAACAUUUAUAAAUGAUGAAUACAAUGGGAGCUUACCAAAUUUGGCCUUGAGGUCACUUUCAUGGACAAAGGUUAGUAAUAUUAUAUUUUUGGAUUUGCCUGCUGGGACUGGAUUCUCAUAUCCCAAAACAGAAACUGCGGUUCAGCAAAGCACUUGGAAGCUAGCUCACAAUGCUCAUCAAUUUCUUAGGAAGUGGCUGAUUGAUCAUCCAAAAUUUCUAUCAAAUGAAGUGUACAUUGCUGGUGACUCAUAUUCAGGCAUUCCUAUCCCAAUUAUUGUUCAAGAAAUUUCAUAUGGAAAUGAUGGUGGCCUCCAACCGUGGAUAAACCUCCAGGGAUACAUAUUGGGAAAUCCCUUAACAACACCAAAAAAUGAUGAUUACCAAAUACCAUUUAAUCAUGGCAUGGCACUAAUUUCUGAUGAACUCUACCAGUCAUUGAAAAAGAAUUGUAGAGGCGAGUAUAAACAUAUAGAUCCCCAAAACGUAUUUUGUUUGAAAGAUUUCCAAUCUUACACGGAGACUAUUUCAGGAGUGUGUAUUCCUCAUAUUUUGGAACCGAAAUGCGAGACUGACUUUGUUGAUAAAAUUGAGAUUCCUCGGAGGACACUUCUUAUUGAUAAAACUGAUCACACCAUUUUUAGUUCUUCUCUCACUAUGCCACCUUUAAAUUGUCGGACUCAUGCAUAUUUCCUCAGUCCCUAUUGGGCUAACGAUGAUAAUGUUCGCAAAGCACUGCACAUUCGAAAGGAAAGUAUAGGAAAAUGGAAGAGAUGUAACGCGGACAUACCUUUUAAGCAUGAAACCCUUGACAGCUUUCCAUAUCAUGCAAAUCUUAGCAAAAAAGGCUUUCGUUCAUUAAUAUACAGCGGUGAUCAUGACAUGAAAGUUCCAUUCUUGGCGACUCAAGCGUGGAUAAGAUCUUUAAAUUACUCUAUUGUUGAUGAUUGGAGGCCAUGGUAUUAUAAUGACCAAGUAGCAGGUUACACGAGGACUUACUCAAAUCGAAUGACAUUUGCAACUGUGAAGGGGGGAGGACAUACAGCUCCUGAAUACAAACCUGAAGAAUGCUUAGCCAUGUUCACUAGGUGGAUAUCUAAUAACUCACUUUAAGGAAUUACGAUAUAUAAUAUUGUUGGUGUUGGUUGAAAAGUCCCGCAUUGCCUAUAUAUUUAUGAAGAUUGUCUUAAAACUAGUUUGUGUUAGAUAAUACGUUAGUGAUUUAAUAAUAUAAUGAGUUUUUGGUUGUAAUUGGGCUUUGGGCAUAAUAGUAAUUUAGUCUAUUUAUGUUUUCUAUAUAUUCAUAAGACAACUCAUUGUAUUCUAAGUCAUUGUAAUGUAAUGAAACCCUAGCCCCUUUUGUUCUU